Molecule: messenger RNA, 789 nt
Organism: Penicillium egyptiacum
Lineage: Eukaryota; Fungi; Ascomycota; Eurotiomycetes; Eurotiales; Aspergillaceae
Source: the annotation of a GenBank genome assembly
AUGCACAUUUCUUCCUUCCGCACACAGAUAACCCUUCUACACCAGCAUCAGACCUCCGAGGCAACCAUGAAGCUCAUAAUAGCUGGCGCGACCAGUCUCUUAGGCACCGAGAUCGUGAAACAAAGCUUACAAAUUCGCGAGAUUACCCAGAUCGUUUUGCUAGCUUUCCAGCCCUUGCAGCUGGACGCAGGUAUCGACUCAUCGAAGUUAAAGAGCAUUGUCAUUCGAGACUAUAGUGAAUACCCUGAUGAUGUGAAGGCUGAGUUCGCUGGGGCCGACGCUUGUAUUUGGACUGUUGCCGUCACACCCUUACGCACUACCAAGGUCGAACUCGAGCGUGUAUGCCAGGACUGCACCAAGGUCACAUUUGAAGCCAUAUAUGAGGCUGUCCCGGCACGUCCCUUUCGCUUCUUGUACUUGAGUGCGGAGGGAAUACCUCGAGACCCAACAAAGACGCCAGUGAUCAUGCCAGAUUACCAUAUCAUGCGAGGCAACACAGAGCUCAUGGUCCUCAAAUUUCCUACUGAAAAACAGGGAGUUGAAGUUUGCAUCGCCCGGCCCGGCAUGAUUGCUAACUCCUCGACUUGGUCAAGAGCUUUGGUGGCCAACCUUUUUCGUAUCGUCAAUCUUUUUGGACGGCCCCUUCCGAAUAUACAACAGAGCCAGCUCGCAGCGGCAGUGUUGAACCAGGUCGUGGAUGGGUUCGAGAAGGAGACUCUGUUGAAUGCAGAUCUCGUUCGACUUGGACAAAGGGAGCUGAAGUUUCGCAGUACGGCUCAGCCUUCAUAG